Oncorhynchus tshawytscha (Chinook salmon) is the source of this 1213-nucleotide messenger RNA. RefSeq names its product mediator complex subunit 10 (gene med10). The coding region runs from base 223 to 627 and encodes 134 amino acids. Gene Ontology annotation, cellular component: mediator complex; chromatin. Gene Ontology annotation, molecular function: transcription coregulator activity. Gene Ontology annotation, biological process: positive regulation of transcription by RNA polymerase II. The transcript has 4 exons. NCBI's taxonomy places the organism in Eukaryota, Metazoa, Chordata, Actinopteri, Salmoniformes, Salmonidae. The record is from RefSeq and is a predicted model, not a curated record.
AGCACGACGCUUUGCAGCAAUCUGGAGCUGCAGACGGCAGGCUGUCGCUACGGCAACUACACAUUCGCCAAUUAUUGGUUCUUACCCUUCGGAAAAGCAGUGUAGCGCUAUGGGAGUCUGGAUAGCGACUGAAAUUGUGAUGAAUUGACAAAAGGCUUUGUUUGUCUUUUUACAUUUCAUGUUUAUGAGAACUGAAGACAUAGAUAACAUUUUGUUUGAGACAUGGCUGAGAAAUUUGAUAACCUCGAAGAGCAUCUCGAAAAGUUUGUUGAAAAUAUUCGACAAAUGGGAAUCAUCGUUAGCGACUUCCAACCUAGCAGUCAAACAGGACUCAACCAAAAACUAAACUACAUGAUCACGGGACUGCAGGACAUUGAGAAAUGUCGCCAGCAGUUACAUGAGAUCAACGUUCCUCUCGAGGCAUUUGAAUACAUAGACCAGGGUCGUAACCCCCAGCUGUACACUAAGGAGUGUCUGGAAAGGGCCCUGGCCAAGAACGAGCAGGUUAAAGGCAAGAUUGACACCAUGACGAAGUUUAAGAGCCUGCUGAUCUCUGAGCUGGGCAAGGUUUUUCCAGAGGAGAUGACCAAGUACAAGGCUAUCCAUGGAGAUGACCCCCCAUCAUAGUGACCCCAGAACUUUAACCCUGACCCCUAACCCCCCUACUCAAAGCCACAGAGAGGUUUCACAGGGCAGGAUCGAUGAGUCAGCCAGAUGACGUGUAUUCAUAUUCAGGGUUUAUUAAUGGGAAAGUGGGUUGUUGACAUUGAGAAAUCACCUAGUCUGAGAUAAUGAGACAGCUGUAGAGGUAGUUGGAGGAGAAAUUCUUUGAUGUGGGGAGAGUAAUGUGGCAGGAAUAGUAAGAACUGGCAGCCAAGAACCUAUUGCCUUUUCGAAUAUCUAUUUGUUGUACUGGAAGUAUGUCAUUUACUCAGAAUGUGAUAUCUGGCUAACUGUUUCCUCCUGCUGUGUGAGAUCCCACCUAGAACAUGUAUAUAAUGUUUCUACUUAUACAGAACCUUUUUGUAAAGACUAAAGAUCAUUGUACAACACUGAAGAUCUGGUCUUGGACUCUGUUUUGUAUCAAGCUCAAGUAUCUUGUACAUGAUCAACAAACUAGAUCAGAGGUUUACAACACACAUUUUGUGUUUUGAUUGAAUCAUGUUUGUUUUGCUUUUUGUUUUAUAUUGCAAAUAAAUGGUCUUGAUUGGAA